Haliotis rubra (blacklip abalone) is the source of this 1542-nucleotide messenger RNA. RefSeq lists its product as uncharacterized. The transcript is spliced from 3 exons. NCBI's taxonomy places the organism in Eukaryota, Metazoa, Mollusca, Gastropoda, Lepetellida, Haliotidae. Bases 175 to 954 code for a protein of 259 amino acids. The record is from RefSeq and is a predicted model, not a curated record.
AUUCCGAUUCGACGAGUUUUCGCAUACGAUCUCAUAGUUUGUGUUCUGUUUGUGGUAGUUUUUUCUCAACUUGUGUCAUGAAUUUGUCACCAUUAAUUGAACCUUAAGGGUGAUGAUCUGAUGAGAGCUUCCAGCACCUCAAAGCACAAGGACGUACUAGUUCAACACUGACAUAUGCUUAAUCAUCCGUCAAGAUCUUCCAAUAUGGCUGCUUCGUCACUUCCUUUUGACGCUCCAAUUUCACCACCAUCAUACGAGGAAGCUGUACAGUCACCUGCUCCAGAGAUCCCCAGAGUCGAAAUUGCAAGCAAUGAUGAACCUCCACCUUCUUACACUGAGGCUACUAAGGAUGAUGUGUACCCCAGCAAUUAUCUCCCUUCUGAUCAGCCCGAAGUGCAGAGCACUAAUGACCUCACUGGACUUAUUAUUGUUAGUAUAGAAAGGGCUGAUCACCCUAGGCAAGGGAGGCAACCCAGGCUUUUACAUCAAUCCACUUCACAGAACCGGUCACAACCCAGUAGAGAUAGUUCUGGACGUGGAACUUCACCGUCUGACCCUCGGUCACAAACUGCAGCCAGGAAGAAGUGGUCAGUUUGUUUGCUGGGAGCAGUAAUGGGAGUGUUUGUUGUGGCGGGUCUCAUCGCAGCGUCCGUGCUCCGCCACUAUCCGUCUUCCUCUAAUGGCUCAACCAACCAGGAACCAACAUUCAAGUUUGACUAUCCUACUGUUGAUCCAGCAAUUUUAAAAGAAAUUGACAAUGCUAAAAAAGAUAGUGACUUUCUAAAAACAUUAUAUUCAACUCACAGGCCUUACUAUCUUGAUAGGUUUGGACAUAAUACUACUCCAGAUCCUUUUCUUGAUUGGAACUGGAGCUCGAAAUUAGAAACCGAAAAACCUUUGACUUUUGAAGAAGAGAUCAAGAAGCUGGAAAAGAAGCAAGCUAACAGUAACUGAGUGGAGUCUCAGUGGAGCCAUUGUGUGUGAACUGUUGGUGUGAGAUGAACUUCGGUCACACUGGCCGUUAUCCAUUCUAAUAAAUAUUCUGUUGGCAUCAAUUUUAACACAUGCUUUUUGGGGUAUAUCGCCAUGUAAAAUAUUCCUGAUAUUUAGAAGUACAGGAGAUUUUUUUAGUGUAUUUUUUGUCAUGGACGAUCUUCAUAUGUCUGUGCUGUUCAAAGCAGGAUUAAGCCAUAUCACUGUCUCGAACUUGUACACAUGUAAGGGCCGUGGGUAAGGUGUUUGCUUGUAUAAUCAUAUACUAGUAAUCGGAUUUUGUCCCAACAGAACUCACAAACCCAUUGGUAUCCCCUUUGAUAUGGCAUAACAUUCUGGACAUUCAUUCACCCUCAUGGGUUUAAGGCUGUGACGAGUUAAAGAUUCUCAUAAGGAUGUUUUAUAUCAGUAAAGUGCUACAGCUGUUUAAUUGUCAGGUAAUAUUGUCUUUUGUAAGUUGGUGACCUGUUUUCCGGUAAGCAUGCGAUUAGCAAGAAAACGUCGGAUGUUCUUAAAGUGUCCAAAACCAAUAACAUGAUGAUAGAACUA